This is a messenger RNA of Lactuca virosa, 1605 nucleotides long. The record is from the annotation of a GenBank genome assembly. Lineage: Eukaryota; Viridiplantae; Streptophyta; Magnoliopsida; Asterales; Asteraceae.
AUGGAUAUCACAAAAAAGAGAGAAGAUAUGGAAGAGAUUAAUCAUUUUAGUCAUAAAAGGCAUCCGUUAAAGUUGGUCAACGUGGAGACGAUUCUAGGUGCUAAUUUCGAUAGCCAUGGUGGUGGUGGUGGUGGUGAAGAGAAAGAGAAACUAGGUGUAAUUGAAGUUGAUGCUAUCAAGGAGCAGGGAAGGAUCAAGAUUAAACAUGAAGGCUACCCACAACACACUUUAAGCCUCAAAUUAAGACCUAAUGCGGUGUUGUGUGAUGCAUGCAAAGCUAAGGAUGAAGGCUUAUUCUAUGAGUGUGAUAGUUGUGAUUUCUGGAUCCACAAGACUUGUGCUUCCUUAUCCACUACCAUCCAUCUACCCAAUCACCAUAAUCACCCACUUACUCUGGUCUAUUCGUUUCCUAAAAAAUUCCUUAAAUUUGCAUAUUACUGUGAAUUUUGCGGCAUAUACAUCCGAUGGAAUGACUGGUUGUAUCAUUGUGCAAACUGUAGAUAUUUUGCCCAUAUCAAGUGUGCCUUAACUGCAGAACAACCUUCUAUUCAAAGAGAUGGUCCGAGUACUUCUACAGUUGUUGAGGAUGAAAAUGGUUUGCUACAUUUUCCCAUGUCAGAUGAAUUUACAGAUCUGUUGAAACUACAACAUCAUGAAAAAAUGACUCAAGAUGAUGAUGAUGAAAAAACUGUGAUUGAGCAUCGGCAUUGGAGUCAUGAACAUCCAUUAAUCCUUCAUGUUCAACCUCAACCUAAACCUAACAGCAUGUCUGAUUGCAGUGAUCCAAUUCAGGUAUGUCAGGGGUGUGUACGUCCCCUCUCCCUACCAUACUAUACUUGCAAACAUGGAUGUUCAUUCACUCUCCACAAAUAUUGCAUCGAGAUACCACUCAAAUUACAACAUCCACUUCACCCAGAUCAUUCGCUUGCCUUGAUAAACACAAGGGGACAUGAUAAUUACUAUAGAUGCAAUGGUUGUGAGAGCUUUUGCAACACAUUUGUGUACAAAUGUGAAACUUGUGAGUUCAACCUCGAUGUCAACUGUGCAUUUCUACCCAAAACCAUCAAACAUAAAUCCCAUAAUCAUCCUCUUAUCCAAGUUAUCGAUCCUGAUCUUAUUUGUAAGGCAUGCACCAAAUGGUUUAAGGGUAUAAUCUAUGCUUGUAAGGCUUGUAGCUUCACAUUGGACCUGUAUUGUGCAAUGAGGUCGCCACAUUCCCUUGUUCAUAGGUAUUGCAAAGGACAUGAAAUCCCAUUGACGUAUCCUCCGGUCAUGGAUCAUCCGGAAGAUUUCUUUUGUGAUAUAUGUGAGGAAGAAAUGCACCCCAAGUUCCCCCUCUAUUAUUGUCACAAAUACAAAAAUUCUUUUCAUCUUCAUUGCAUUAAUCGAUUAAAGCGUUAUGCAAACGUUUUCCAUGAGGGCACUUUGAAUGUUCCCUAUCAUAGACAUCCAUUAACUUAUGUCCGAAGAAAGAAAACGCCCAAGUAUGUGUGUUCUAAUUGUAAUCAAGAUAUUAAUGGUUGUUUGAUCCUAGAAUGUCAGAGUAGAGUCUGUACUUUCAAUAUAUGUUUUGAAUGUGAUUAUAAUAAGGUAAUGGGUCCUUAA